AUUUUCUACAUGGCAGCCCUAAUUUGACAGUCAAGUCCAUAGAUUAUACACUUAAUAUAGUCAAGUCGGAACAACAUUACAUUGCCUUGGUUUGUAUUAUUAAUAACAGUUGCAAAUGGCAAUAGCAAUGCUCUGAAAGCGUUGAGACGGUUUCAUAACAUAUUUGAAUAACAGUUCUAAAAUUGUGUGAAAUAAUUUGGUAUGUGUAUUGAAAACCGUGGUCGGCGUUAUAUUAUGUGAAGUAGACCAGUGCUUUUAAUAUUUUCAACAUGAACUACAUUAACUUUUUAUGGUUAUUCGGUUUGUGUACCGUUCAUGCAACGACGAUUGCCACACACUGGAUGGUUACUGAAACAGGACUGAUACAACCUCGAGCUGACUCUCCAUUCAUAAUGGAACAUCCCAAUGAUCUAUUAGCAUUCUUAAAUCAAGACACGAGAUGGGAUAACAUCCACAACCUGUAUUAUGAUUUAUAUAACCGCCAACAAAUCAUUGAUCAGCUUUGGCUUGACAUUGAAAAGGGUACUGAAGUGACAACUAUACUCACUUCCAAUCAACACUGUGUUAGAGUGGGACAGCUGAAUAUUAUAGAUUGGUAUACAUCAUUCUUAGAAGAUGGCAAAUCGAAAGGAGUACCCGAUGAGGAUUUUUUACUUAGAGAGACUGAUUAUGGAGAUACCGAUGUACCUGAUUGUAAAAAGAUAUCUUCAUUGACAUUUAGCAUGUUUGCCUUUGAGCAUUUAGAGGGUUUGAAUCAAAGAGAGAAUUUAUCAAUUGAUCCUGAACUGUCACUCCCAGAACAAAUAACUCCCAUUAUGACUGUUGAUCCAUUUGGUCACUGGCUUGCAGCAAUGCUAAGGCGGAAUAACUCUUCCUGGCUUCAUUAUAACAUGGCUUCUCUAUAUUGGAGAGUAAAAGGAAAUGCACCUAAAGCUAUGGAGUGCAGCAGAAGAGCUGUUCAUUACGCUCCUAGAAAGUAUAAAGACAUAGCUUUAUUGAGCAUGGGUACAAUACUUCACCGCAGCAAAAGAACCGAAGAUGCUAUAGUAGUUCUCAGAGCAGCUACUGAUCACGAUCCGACAUUCACAUACAAUCAUUUCUCUCUAGCCAAUGCCUAUGCUGUGUUCGGUGACUUCAAUAGUUCUUUAAAACAUUUCGCUGAGUGUCUCAAACUGAAUCCUACUUUUGAAUUGGCAGUGCGACAUAAAAUUGCAGUUUUAUGUCACCUUUAUGUGUCUGAUACAAUUGAAGAGUUAAAGGAAACCCUACAAAAACUGCGCCAAGAGCUAAUAGAAUAUGCAAGAAGAGAGAGUGAAUGGCUAAAAAGUCAAGCUGCGUUUUUGAGGACAAUGAAACAUGAAGAAGAAUUUGAUUACCGAAAUAUAGACAAUAAUUGUAAAAAGAUGACCAAUAUAACUGGUUUAAAAAUAAAAGAACUGAAACUACAAGGAGACAGAAACUCAUUGCUCCAAUAUUUCUUGGACAGUCCGAUGUACAACGAUCAAUGGUUGAAGGAGAAAGGUGUACUCGCAAUAGAAUCGGCCGGGAAUCUCCAGAAACUGGUCAAACACAUCCGGCAGAAUUCUCCGAAGGAAGCAACACUGAAAAUCCGACCAGAGAAACUGAAAGUAGCUGAAGUGGAAGUAUUAAAAGAGAUUGGUCCAACACCAAUAUUCCCUGAUAUUUAUACAGAUAUGAAAGAAAAAACAUUGAUUGAAGUUUUGGCUGCGGCAGAAUUUCGAAAGAACAACGAAAGAAAACCAGGUCAGAAUAAAAAAGAAAGUGAAACUUCUCCAUUCGAAACCGGUGUAAUGAUGUAUCCGCCUACAAUAAAAAUCAAUAGGAAUCAUCAAGAUUUCGACGUCGACGCUGAUUGGCCCUCAACGGAUUUUUGUAAAGAGAAUUCUCCAAACUUCCCCGAGAAUCUUGAGGCUAUAUAUCCGACGUUCAUGCCCUUUGAAAAUAAAGGAAUCAGGCUGAUGGCUCUAUUGACGGAUAUGAUAGGAGUUCCGGCCUCCGUCGAGCAUGAGCUGCCUUGGCACCCCCCCACCUGCCCGCCGGAUAAGGAUAUCACACUAUUCACACAAAAGAAAGUCAAGCCUCAGUUCUCGAGCGAGGUGGCCGGCGUGGGCCCGCUGCGCCGCAAGCUGCACGAGUACGUCGCGGACGGAGACCUCGCCGCCGCGCAGCGCAUGCAGGACGCGGAGAUCGGACAGAGGAUAUACGCGGCCAUGCAGAAGAAACUAGCGCCGAAAUGGAUCCUGUACACGUUGUCGUCGCUGUACUGGCGCGUGCGAAGCAACAAUAUAAACGCUUUACACUGCCUUCUCAACGCCGGCAGGACUGUCGAAAAUAAAUACAGAGAUAUAGUGUUGACUUCAGUAGCGUCGAUAUAUCUGGAGAUGGGGUACUUCGACGAGGCCUUCACCGUUGCCGAAGAAGCGUUCAGACUGAGUCUGUUUGAGCCAGCAACAAACUUUAUACUGGCAGAACUGAAUAUGAUUAAUAAACAUCGGAAGACGCAUUUGAUUCACUUGAAGCAAGUUUUAAGAGUAGAACCCUCUUUUAUGGGAGGAAUCGUUCGGAAACUUUUGAUCGGAUGGGCUUGUAUACUAAAGCAAGUUAACACUGUGAACGAAGUGGAACUCGAGGAGGGUGAGGUUUGUUCUCGGGUCGAGACGGGAACGAACAUGGUCUGCGAAAAGGACGGCUCCAACUGUCAAAUGUCCAACGUUAAAUGCUUUAGUAGCCGUGAACGCGAGAGUGGGGGCGGCGCUAUGGUUAGAAUGUUAGAGCUAAAAGACGAAAACUCACAACGACCCGAUGUCGAACGCAUAGAGUCGGAUGUGUUCGAUCACGUGAUAAGGAACAUGCCCGCCGAGUCCUCCGAUAAGGUGGCCCAUUUAAAAAACUACGACGCCAUGCUGAGGACCAUGGACAAAUCAUUGAACGUCUGCGGGAAGGAUGGAUGUUAUUCUGAAAUCCAACUCGACAAUAUAUUAUUAGAAGAAGAGGACUGUUCAAAUCAACAUUUGCAAUUGAGCUAUUGGUUGCACGUCAGUUUUAGACAGAUGCUAAGCGAAGCCGAUCUCGGGCUCGUGCAAGAGAUAACAGCGACUCCGCCGGCCGGAAGAAAAGUUCCCGAUUGCAGAGCGCCCACUGUACAGGACUUCUUCAUCGACCGCAUGAUAACCGUAGACACGGCCGGUUGGGAACCGGUGUUCAGUCUAAUGCACCAGCUCGCCGAGAUGUUCAAUUUCUACGAUUAUACGACGCUCGGAUCCAAAAUCGCCAAAUACGUUGAAUCUCACCCGAGCUCGUGGUCGGCAUUGAUGUGGGCGGGGUGGUGGUGCGGGGCGGGGGGCCGCGGGCCGUGCGCCGCGCGCUGCCUGUGCGCCGCGCAUGCGCACGCGCCCGCGCACGCACACACGUACGCGCUCUCCGGGCUCGUCGCUCUGCUGCACAUGCAAUCGAAACAAAAGGACGCUAAAGAUAUAUCGUAUCUGGCUUUGUACUCUUCGCCUAAAAGUAAAAAUGAAGCGUUUUUGGUGGCCUUGUCUCAUACUUUACUGGUCGAGUACGACAGAGCGAUAUGGAUGUACCGGUACGCCCUCUCAUUCGACGACAAAUUCCUUCCGGCGAGCGCGUGUCUGCACGCCACCAUGUGCCUCAUGAUAUUCGGCGACGCCAAACAACGGAACAAGGAAAACUGAACCCUAUCGCUCACAUCCUAAGUUAUAUAAUGUAUUUAUCGACGUUUUACUACUUACCACUUUACUACCUACUUUACCUCUACGAAACAUAAUUCGAUCUUUAAUGUUUGAGAUAUUAUGUGACUCACAUGAAAUCAUUGUUAGGUGUCUGAAUCUGUGUUAAAUCUGUGACAUUUACAAAACAGACCGGUUCGUUUGAGACGGGAUAUCGAGACAUAUGUUUAUUAAACUAACAAUUACCGGACAAAUGCAUUGAAAGAAAUUAUUAAUUUUAUAUUUAUGUAUGUGUAUUGCUAUUGACAUUCAUUGAUAAAUUUCCCGUCUUUUUUUUAAAUGGCAACACUGAAUCGUUAACAUUCUAAAAAAAAAUUCGACGCAGGUUAACAAAUAAAAAUUGGCUGUUUAUUGAUGGCCAAUUCACAAAUUUACAUUGUAUUUUGACAGAAUCGAUUUUCCUGUACCCAGCCUAACCAGAUUAACUGUAAAUCAAAAUGAAAUAUAACUAAAAAAUAUAUUUAGAGCGUACAUAAUCUCUUGAACUUUUAAAUAUGUAUUUAUGUCGUAUUCAUUAUUAUGGAAUUAGGAUAUGACAUUAUACCAUUCCAUGAUUCAUUAUUAUGAAAUUAGGAUAUGACAUAAUUAUACCAUUCCAUGUUUUUUCCGAACCUCGCCGUGUUUGUUCGUAGCACAGUCUAUUUAAAUGAAUUGUUUACAUAAAAAUGUGAUUUGAUAUUUGCAAAGAGGUGUCCCUCUGGGUGCUGGAAUUACAGUGUAUCAGUGUGACAAGGAUAUAAUUGAAUGUGGGUAACACUUGUCAUGUGACUUACUGGUAAAAUUACUGGUGGUAGGACGUCUUGUGAGUCCGCGCGGGUAGGUACCACCACCCCGCCUAUUUCUGCCGUGAAGCAGGUAAAUUAAUUCAGUUAUUAAUUCAGUGUUAAAAAUUUCAAGGGAAUGCUUUAACAGCGUGCUCUGGUUGGGGAUAUUGGGCCAAAAUAAUAAAUUUAUUGGAUUUUUCAUCAAUCCUUGAUACGUGUGUAAAUCUUUAGUCGCAUUACUGCUUCAAGGCAGAAAUAGGCACGGCGGUGGUACCUACCCGUUCGGACUCACAAGAGGUCCUACGCACCAGUAAUUAAGCAAAUUAUAAUUUUGUGGCUUUGAUUUUUAUUACACGAUGUUAUUCCUUCACCGUGCAAGUCAAACGUGAAUAUUUGUUGAGUACGUAUUUCAUUAGAAAAAUUGGUACCCGCCUGCGGGGUUCGAACAUCGUUGCAUCGCUUCAACACGAAUGCACCGGACGUCUUAUCCUUGAGGCCACGACGACUUCGUUUACAUUUUUUGUGCACUUGUAUAUUUAUUUCAUUUACUAAUUUAUUGGUAGGUAGUAAAAAUGCAAAAACUAAGAAAUUGUAACUAUAUUCUGUGAACUAGAUUGUGUUGUAAUUACAACUUAAAUUAUUGCUUCAUUUAUGAUUUGAUUGUAAGCUUUUCAUCACGACCCCUCAUUGGUUUUAUACAUAUACAUAUAUAAAUGAUAAACAAAAUCUUUUACCGCAUUUAUUAUUAGAGAACGAUCAAAAACCUCUAGUCUUAUAACUUUCAAUUAUGAACAAAUAAAGACGUAUAUGUAUAUAAUGUACGGGUCAAACUUAAAUGCGAUUCAAUAUGUCGCGGAUAUAAAUUUACGGGAUACAAUUUAUCAGCAAAUUGAUGAUAAUUAAUACUAAUUUUACAGUUUAAUCUUGCGUUAACUGCUUUAGUUUUUUCGACAUUUCGUCUUAAUUAUUUACAGUUUUCGUGGACGUGGACGAAAUAAUAUUAAAUAAUAUUUAAAAAAAAAAAACAAUUUCUUUUUUUGUGAUACACAUAUUAAGUGUCAUUCCCCAGACGCGAUCUGUUUCAAUUUACGCAAUCUUAUGGCGGACGCAUGCCCUUACUUAUUAUACCUUUAAAUUACCACGAAAUUGCUUUCGAGCAAUUCACGUCUUCUUAAAUUCUUACCUACCACAAAAAACUGAAAUGAAAAAUUUGAUUGUGAGAUUCAAAAAUACCGGACUACAUUCGAUUUUUUAAAUUUCAGCCUUAACGAAACUGGUACUUUUUCCUUUUUCCUGCCUAUGCUGAUAGCCUUGAGAGGCUAUUUCAGCUUCUUGACGUAUAGGUGAGCUCACGGGGCUCAAACCGGAGUGUUGCUAACACUGGCCUUAGCAAGGGCAGUGCUUUGCAGAAUUUAACAACCGGAUCGGAAACACGACCCAUUGAGAAGAUCCAGCGAGAAACUCAGUGGGCUGUGUCUAUGGGUUUAAUUUACUCGUCGAGCCAUUCGUCGCAAGCGACGGGUUCGGCGAGGACGGUGCCCGGUGCUUGAGGUACCUAAAAGCACCGUUAAUGGAUUUGGGAGGAUCCGUAAUGACGAGCUUAGGGCGAACUGCUAUACAAUCUAGAUUUAAACAUAUAAUUCUACAGUAAAUUAAAGUACUCAAUUGGUAUGUAACCUACGCUUGCAGUGAAAUGUGCAUUGGAAUUUAGUCAUCACAUGCUUGUAUUUAAAGUUUGUUUCCGAUUGCAUGAAGUCAGUUCUCCCCUACCCGAUAUCGCCUUAAGGAACAUAGCUCUAGAAAAAUACGAAAAGUCUACGAAGAGCGUGUUUAUUAGUUCAAUUUGAAAUGAAAGCGUGUUAAUGGUAUUUGCUCAUUGAUAGCAAUGUUGCUGUAACGUUUUUUGUCGAUUUCAAAUAAAUGUCGAAUAUGAUGUCAAAUAAACGUACAGAUGGA
Bombyx mori (domestic silkworm) is the source of this 6487-nucleotide messenger RNA. Its product is annotated as tetratricopeptide repeat protein 17. The record is from RefSeq and is a predicted model, not a curated record. Gene Ontology annotation, molecular function: protein binding. The coding region runs from base 270 to 3713 and encodes 1147 amino acids. Gene Ontology annotation, biological process: actin filament polymerization. Gene Ontology annotation, cellular component: actin cytoskeleton; cytoplasm. The transcript is spliced from 19 exons. Lineage: Eukaryota; Metazoa; Arthropoda; Insecta; Lepidoptera; Bombycidae.